This is a messenger RNA of Truncatella angustata, 1227 nucleotides long. Its product is annotated as glycoside hydrolase superfamily. The record is from RefSeq and is a predicted model, not a curated record. Gene Ontology annotation, molecular function: hydrolase activity, hydrolyzing O-glycosyl compounds. NCBI's taxonomy places the organism in Eukaryota, Fungi, Ascomycota, Sordariomycetes, Amphisphaeriales, Sporocadaceae. The transcript is spliced from 3 exons. Bases 1 to 1227 code for a protein of 408 amino acids.
AUGAAGUGCAGCAUUCCAAGUAUUCUUUCGCUGGCGCUCCUGGCCGGCCAAAUCGAUGCCCUUGUCUACAAAACUUCCAAGCCAAGGGGUUUUGUCACAACCGAGGGGCAAAAGUUCAAGUUGGACGGUGAGGACUUCUACUUCGCUGGCAGCAACGCUUAUUACUUUCCGUUCAACAACAACGAGACGGAUGUGGAACUAGGUCUCCGAGCUGCCAAAGAUGCCGGACUUAGUGUCUUCAGGACUUGGGGCUUCAAUGACAAGAACGUGACCUAUGAUCCCACCGGCUUACCCCAGUACGGCGCCGAGGGUGCCGGUGCUACUGAUGUGGUCUUCCAAUGGUUUGCGAAUGGUACUUCUACCGUCAACGUCAACGCGUUUGACAAGGUUGUCGAGGCCGCUACCAAGACCGGCAUCAAGCUGAUCGUGACCUUCACCAACAACUGGGCCGACUAUGGCGGUAUGGAUGUCUACACCCUCAAUCUUGGCGGAAAGUACCACGAUGAUUUCUAUGUUCUCCCCAAGAUCAAGAAGGCCUACAAGCGCUACGUCAAGACUAUCGUGACUCGCUAUCGCAACUCACCCACCAUCUUUGCCUGGGAACUAGCUAACGAACCCCGCUGCGGCGCUGAUGGCACUCGCAACCUCCCAACCAGCGGCAACUGCACCACUGAGACACUCGGUUCGUGGAUCAAUGAGAUGAGCACGUACGUCAAGUCUAUCGACCCGCACCAUCUCGUCACCUGGGGCGGGGAAGGCGAAUUCAACCUACCCGAGGGCUCGGAUGACUGGGCAUAUUCCGGGGGUGACGGGGGAGACUUCGACCACGAGAUCUCUCUGCCAAACAUCGACUUCGGUGUCUUCCACUCAUACCCCGACUGGUGGUCGAAGACCGUCGAGUGGACCAACCAGUGGAUAAGGGACCACGCCGCAUCGGGAAUCAAGGCCAACAAGCCCGUGGUGCACGAGGAGUACGGCUGGCUGACACCCGAGAAGCGCCUCGAGUAUCUCAACAAGACGGCCGCGGCCAACGAGACCAGGGUCGCUGUCCUCGGCGGCUGGCAGAGCAUUGCCGAGGAGUCAGAGAUGCCUGACAUGUACUGGCAGUAUGGUUUCUCCAAUUACUCGUACGGGCGAAACAACGAUGAUGGUUUCACCAUCUUCUUGGACGAUGCAGAGGCCCAGCCUUUGAUAUAUGAUCAUACCGCGAGGGUCAAUGCUGCAUAG